AUGUUGAGCAGCGCCCGGACUGCUGCUGCGCCCCCCAGGACCCCCCAGAUUUGGGGCUGGGGUCCCCCCAAAAAACUCCACAACGUCGGGGACGCCCCAAAAUCCCCCCUCCCCCACCUGAGGAACUGCUGCUGGAUUUUGGGGGGGGGGUUCACGUGGGACCCCCAUUCUGGGGGGGUCUGGGGGGGAUUUGGGGUCCCCUCCCCGUUUUUUGGGGUCCCCUCCCCAUUUUUGGGGUCCCCCCCAUUUUUUGGGGGGGGUCUCCCCCCCGGUUUACGUCGAGUUUUAUUUUUUCAAGGCAAUAUUAUAAAUCAGAGUCUAUAUCGGCCCCUCCCCCCGGGGGCGGGGCCUGAGGGGGCGGGGCCUGAGGGGGAGUGGGGGAGGGGCGCUUACUCGGAGCUUACUCGGGCUUUACUCCAGGGUUACUCGGGGCUGCGGCGUCUCCUGGGAGGGUUCCCCGCGAGGCUGGGCCCUGGUUACUCCGGGGUUACUCCAGGGUUACUCAGAUUUUACUCUGGGGUUACUCAGACUUUACUCCAAGGCUGGGCCCAGGUUACUCCAGGGUUACUCAGACUUUACUCCAACUUUACUCCAAGGCUGGACCCACUCCACUCCAUUGUUACUCUGUGGUUACUCCAGGAUUACCACAACUCUACUCCAUGGUUACUCAGCCUGCACGCCAAGGUUGAGCCCAGGUUACUCCAUGGUUACUCCAGGGUUACUCCAGGGUUGCUCAGACUUUACUCCAAGGCUGGGCCCAGGUUACUCCAGAGUUACUCAGACUUUACUCCAAGGCAGCUCAGGCCCAGCUGUGGGCCACCCCUGCCCUACUCCAGGGUUACUCUAGGGUUACUCCUCAGCCGUUCUCUGCUCCUGCUCUCGGUUACUCCUGAGUUACUCCUGAGUUACUCCAGGUUCUCAGAGCCUGCUCAGGACUUGAUUCCUACUCAGACUUUACUCCCGAGUUACUCACGGCCAGGGCGGGGCCUUUACUCAGCUCUUACUCCGGGCUCCUCCUGGAGAUCCUCACUCCGCGUUUACUCCGCGUUUACUCCGAGCUUACUCAGCCUUUGAGGUACUUGGACCUGCAGGCAGAACUUACUCCAGACUUACUCAGCUCCUUACUCCGGCCUUGCUCAGCUCCCCCUUUCUGGGUUGUUUUCGGUCCUUUUGCGCUACUCACACCUUACUCAGCCCUUACUCAGCCUUUACUCAGCCCUUACUCCGGGUGCUUUGCUCCUCUUGGCCUUUGCUCCGCCCUUACUCCGCCCUUACUCCGAGCUUACUCAGCCUCUAUUCAGAGGUCAUUCAGCCUUUACUUGGAUGUUACUCAGCCCUUACUCAGCCUUUACUCCGAGGUUACUCCGGCCUUGCAUGGCCCCGCCCCUCAGGGCUGGGGUUACUCCCCCUUUACUCAGCCCCUCCCCCUCCUGCCCAGCCCCUCCCCCCGC
Molecule: messenger RNA, 1451 nt
Organism: Passer domesticus (house sparrow)
Lineage: Eukaryota; Metazoa; Chordata; Aves; Passeriformes; Passeridae
Exons: 4
Coding region: 1-1074 (357 amino acids)
Source: RefSeq, a predicted model, not a curated record